Molecule: messenger RNA, 7167 nt
Organism: Alligator mississippiensis (American alligator)
Lineage: Eukaryota; Metazoa; Chordata; Crocodylia; Alligatoridae
Gene: ARHGEF37
Product: Rho guanine nucleotide exchange factor 37
Exons: 13
Coding region: 3723-5816 (697 amino acids)
Cellular component (GO): cytoplasm
Molecular function (GO): protein binding; guanyl-nucleotide exchange factor activity
Source: RefSeq, a predicted model, not a curated record
AUUGCUUUGACUGCGUUUGCCUGCACAGGGAGAGCACAGCUUGACUUCUGUGCUGACUCCAUUGGACUGUCUCUUGCUGCUGCAGUCAUUCGAGGGAGAAUGACAGUGACCGAGAAGAGCUGUGCCUGGCUCACGAGCACACACGCAGCUGAGUGGGCUGGUCCCUCCUGCCCGGGCUGGCUGUGCCAAUGCAGCUGAGACACAGUAGUUUAUCAUUAACUCCCACAGAGGCAGCAGGAAACGCAACAGCAACAGCAGCACCCAGAGAAGCUCCAAGAGCAAAAUCCCUGAUUAAUCAGCAGGGGAGCUUUCACGUGAUCAGCUCAUUCACUGCACAGAGGUAGGUCAGGAUUGUGUUAUCCCCAUUUUAUGUGGAGGGAAAUGGAGGCACAGAAGGGGAAGGUGACCUCCUCGAAGGACAGGGGCAGAGCUGAGAAUCGAAAUUCCAUCUCCCUGUUCUAGCUGCUAGGCAUGCUGCCUGCCUAUAGUGUAGGAGCUUAUCAUGUGGUUGCUAUAAAUAUGAUUUAUUGAACACUGGCAAUGAACUGAGGAGGAACAUCCUGACAGUGGCAAGGACUAGCCUGCAGGAUCUCCACACUGAAGGACUAGGUGUAGUCUCCAUCACUUGGACUUUCUAAGGGGAACUAGACAAAGCAGUGAAGGGGUGUCAUUUGGACAAUCUUUUUUGUGGGGGGAAGGACUGGAUGAAGAUCCCAUCAAUCCACCAUGUUGGAUGCUUUCUAGCCACAGAACCAGUCACAGGCAGAACCUUUCAGCCUUAUCUAAUGUGCUGGGUGAUGGUGUUACCAGCCUCAGGUGGGGCAGGAAUUUCAGAGCAGAUGUUGGGAGAUGCCUGAAAGAAGCAUGAUUACAGAUGGGUUUGAAGCAGCCUACUCUGGCAGCUACACGCUUGCAGAGCAGUUGAGUCCCAUGGGCUAAGUACAGAUAGUCAAAAAGCCCGAGGCUGAAUCGGUUCAGUCUUCACAGAUUAGUCUAAACUGUGUAGAUUGAACCAAAAAUCAAAUGAACAGACAUUUACUUCUGAUUCUGAAAAUACAGCCACAUGCCUGCAGUGGCCCAGGCCAAAAGGUAUGGGGUGCCAGAGCAUGCCUCCCUGCUCUCCUGGAGCAGACAGCUUGGGCUAAGUCUAGCCCACCUAACCGGGGGUGGGGUGGGGGAGUGCAAAGUACCCUGGGAUGCUGGAGGACUGAGAGUUAACCUGAAUCUGUAGGAGAUCUGUGACAGAAGUUCAAUAAACCAAUUUAAAUUAAAUCAGUUAAGUCUGACACUACAAUCCAUCCAGAUUUAUCUUAAACUGGUUUGGGCCAUUUUGAAAGCGGUUUAUGUGCAUUGAAUGUAUGUUGUGUUACAGAUUUGAACCAGUCUCUGAUCACUUAUACUGAUGUAUGUGCAAUAUCUGUCCCUAGCCGUGGAGCUGGAAUGGCAGCUGCUUCUCUGGGUAACAAUUCUGCCUGCUGGAACAGUGCAGGUGGGGUGCACCAGCAGCAGUAAUAAGUCACUCCAUGGCCCUGUGGUGUGACGUGAUACAAGGAAAGUUGCGGGGAACCAGGUGAUCUGGAGAUGAGGAAAUUAAGGGGGCAUUUUAUAAGUCUUUAAGUGAAAAAAAGGUUGUUACAAAGAAGAGGAUGAUGAUCAGCUGUUCCCCUGUUGCAGCAACAGCCCUGAUGUAGUGGGGAACUGGCAAAGGAAGGGAUAUCAAACACUGAUUAGACAGAUGAGUUAAAAAAAUCUUCUGCAGUCACAUCCAAAUGGAGCACAAAUAAGAACCCCCAACAAAACAGAAAGUGUACCUUUAAAAAUGGGAGGGGUGACUGAGAGUACCCAGGACCUACUGUUCUUUUAGUUUAAUUUUUCUUCUUCUCCCAAACACAGGCUGUUAUCAGGGCUGCAUUUCUUUUCAAGCAGUUGGGUAGGACUUGAAGUGGCAGCAAGCUGAAUUAUUCAGCUCUGGAGCCUCUUUGAGUUGAGUGCAUUGAAAACACCCCUGAGGAGCGCAUUGCAUCACGGCAGUAGCAAUUUCAGUUUCCACAGCACCUCUGUUAUCCUGCUCAGACAUCUCCGCCCUGACCUCAUUCUUCCCCUCCUGUUCUGGAGGAGGAUCACCUGGCAGGUGCCCCUCCCCUUUGGCUCCCACGCCUUGUUGGUUGUUUGAAAGCCCUUUAGGAGCCUGGGCUAGGACAAGCUGUUCUCUGCAGCGGAUUGGGCCUGACGCAGGCAGCCCCCUGCUUAUCCUAUUCAAGGUUCCCACCCAGGGGAGAAUUGGAGUGUUUUGUCUUUGCCAGGCUGAUUGCUGUUUCUUCCUCCUCAGCUUCCAAAUGAGCUAAGCACAGGAAGAAAACUGCAUGAGCUAACUUUAUUUAUUCUUGCUCUCUGCAGGCAGGAAGGAAACCAAGCAGGCACAUCCAUGUAAAAGGCAUGUACCUUGCUAAUGAUAAUACUUCUCUUUCUAGUUUCUGUAACAAACCAACCUGAUACCCCAUGCCACAGCAUGGCCUGUGCUAGCGUCUGAUUCAAAGGUCCUUGCAGUCAAUGGAAAGAAUGCUAAUAAGCUUGGAUAAGGCUGUGGAGCAGCAGGCAGGAUUCCAGCUGAUUAAAGUGGAAUUAGAAGCUGUGUUAAUAACGACCCUGAUCCAAAAGGAAUGUACACAAAGGCAGCAAGGUGGAAGAGCAGCCCAAUCACCUGUGUCACUGAUGGGCGUCAUCCUAGAUUCCUGGUCCCAGUUUUGAAAGCAGCUUUGGCACUUGCUUGCAAACAAAUACCCUAAUUCAGUGGAGGCCAACAUUUUUGGCUGGUGAGCCACAAAUGUUAGUCCCGCCUAUUUCCCCAAAUCUCUGAUCCCUUUCCUGUGCCCAAGCUGCUGCUCUGCUUUCUGCUCCCAGCCCUGUGCUCUCUGCCUGAUCUGCUACUCUGCAUUAUGCUUCCUUUCCUAUGCUCCCUGCCCUAUGUAUGGCUUUGCUUCCUGAUUCCUGCCCUCAUCUGCUCCUGUGCUGCCUGUUCCCUUCUUGAUCUACUGUGUGCCACACUCAGAGGCUACCUGUGCCACUGGUGGCACUUGUGCGACAUGUUGGCCACCCAGAGCUAAUUUUUUCAUACCUAUCUACUGCUGGUGCUCCUGCAGGUUAGAUCAUUGUGCCUGUGCAUACAGCAAAUAAGUAUACAGCACAUGUGUGUGCAUUUAUCAUCUUUAUGCAAGCAGACAUCAUAACUGUGUGCCUAGCUGUGUGCCUGGCCUGUACAGCUUGUGUGCCUAGUAUAACUGAAAACCUGGCCCUAGAGAUCAAUAAAAUUCAUAUUUUAGGACUGCAACUGUUCCCAAGUCCUUUUACAUGCCUCUUUUCUAUGCUCAUUUGCUGCAACUAACAAUAUAUUUUUUUCUCCUUAUUCUUCUCCCAGCUUUGCCAAGAAUCCUGAAAAGAUAAAUCCUUGUUUAUACAUCAUAUUGGAAUGUGUAGUAUCAUGAUGUCACCCGAAGAAUGAUCCAAGCUUUAUCUCUACACUAGACUGAGACUGCACUCGACUGACACCCAAACUGGGCUGUUGGACUUCUGGUUACUGCCAGUCUCGGCUAGAUGCAGAGCGGGUCCCACUGAAUCAAAGAGCCUUCCCUCAGUGAAGUCUUGCCUAAACCUGCUGAGAUGACUCAGUUGGAGAACUGCUCUAACCCUGCCCCCCUCCAUCUCCCUUAGAGCCUCCUGCUGACAUGGCGAGCUCUGGCAGUGAUGAGCCUCCAGCUACAGAGACAGAGACAGAGAUACCAGGGGCUGAAUGCUCCAUCUAUGAAGAGGUGAUAUGGCUUGAUAAAACAGAGCAGAACCAAAGACUGGCAGUGGAAGAGCUGAUCAAGACAGAGGCCAGCUAUGUCCACACCAUCCAGCUGUGUGUGUCAGAUAUACGGGCCCACCUCCAGCAAAAGCAGCUGCCUGAUCUGGACCUGGAAGGGCUUUUCUCGAACAUUGAUGAUGUCCUGCAUAUCUCCAGACGUUUCCUGAAAAGGCUGGAGGCUACAGUCAGCCACACUGAGCAGCUGAACCAGAUCAGUGCCUUGUUUCAGGAGUUCAAGGAAAAGAUGGAGAGUGUCUAUAAGGUCUACUGUGCCAGCUAUGAGCAGGCCCUGUUGCUUGUGGAAAGUUACAGGAAAGACCCACGGUUGCAGCAGGAGAUCCUAGACACCCUGAAUACAAUGGUACCUCACACUGGUGCUUCGGACCUGAGCUUCUUCCUGGUAAUGCCAGUCCAGCGGGUCACCAAGUAUGCGCUGUUGCUGCAGAAGAUCCUGGAGAACACAUCACCUAGUGAUGGCGCCUACCCUGCCCUGCAGAGCGCAACCAAUGCCAUGCUGGAGGUCAGCGCCAACAUCAAUGAGUACAAAAGGCGCAAGGAAGUAGCUUUCAAAUACAACAAGGCUGAGCAGCUGACACUACGGGAGCGCCUCGCUCGGCUCAACACACACUCCAUCGCCAAGAAGACCACACGUCUGAGCCGGCUCUUCAUGCAUGAAGCCGGCAUUGUGCCCAAGACACAAGACAAAGAGUAUGAUGAUCUGGAAGAAAAAUUCCAGUGCCUGGCCUCCGGUGUGACCAUGCUGAAGGAGAACAUGGGCUCUUACCUGAACAAUUUAGCGGUGUUCCUCAUUUCCAAACCACAUGAGUGUGAGCUAGAAAUUGAAGAGGGAGCUGUCCAGCAAUAUCGCUGCCUUGCAGGAAACCUGCACCUCACCAUCUUCCCAGAGUUUAGGAGACGGCUGAACCGGGUGGUCUAUCAGCCACUCUGCAGCCUGACAGAUGCUCUGAAGGGGCCACAACAGCUGAUCAAGAAGCGCCUAGACAAGCUGCUUGACUAUGAGGAGAUCCAGGAGCGGAAGAGUGAGACAGGCAGCGUGACCUAUGAUGAAGAAGCUGCUAUGAACACCUACCUUGCCAUCAAUGCCCUGCUCAUGUCUGAGCUCCCCAGGUUUAAUCAGGUGGCCCUGCAGUUGCUGGGGCAGAUACUGAACUCACUUGUAGCCCUUCAAAGGGAGUUGGCCAAGAAGGUGCUGGAAGAGACUACAAGGGAGUUGGCCCAGCUGCCACACAGCCACCUUCCCCUCCCUACUUUCUGGAAGAUGGUGGAAGACACAUUACGCCAGUCUGGCACCCAGCUUCAUGCCUUCUGCCAGAAGUUCGAGACAGUCAUGCCAAGCCCUCUGGUACAGUCUCUGAGCCCUGCGGAGGAGCGGAGGGUCCUUUCACUUGUGAGCAAACACAGUCCAGACAAGCUCUACCAAGUGAUAAGCAACAUCAGUGGCAGCAAAGACCUGGAUCUGACCCUGCAGAGGGGACAGAUUGUGGCUCUCUUGCAUGGCAUGGACACUAAGGGCAACACUAACAGAUGGCUGGUGGAUGCUGGAGGUCCCCGAGGAUACGUCCCUGCUGGAAAACUCCAACCCUAUCACCUGGACCAAAGCCAAAAGCCCAGGAUGCAGACGCUAGCCCCAGAUGACAGAGCUGAGAGAAGACGACACUCUUACACCUUUCCUGAAGCUCCCAGGCCUCCAGUUCCCAUUGUCACACCGGCUUCCCAGGUGGUCGCCGGUUUCUCGUUUGCAGCCAGGAGCCCCCAGGAGGUCAGCCUCCAGGCAGGGCAGCCGGUGGCAGUGCUGGAACCUCAUGAUAAGAAGGGCAGUAAGGACUGGAGCCUGGUGGAAGUGAAUGGACAGAGGGGCUAUGUUCCUUCCAGUUACCUGGUGAUGGUUCCUCCCUGGGAGCCACUGGGGUGGAGCUUGCCUGCUUGGUCUCCACCAACUCAACAAACAUAAAGACAGUAGGGAUGCUCAGAUUCAGAACUGAGCUGUUCAUCCCCCUGCUGACCCAGUUCCCCCCAGUGAGGCUUGCUAUGCAGGGAGGGGACCCGGGGAGUGAUAUGGCAGGGAUACCGAAUGGCCCACAGGGCUGAGAGCUCACCUAGGGAAAGGGAAGGACAAGAGCGGCUGCCAUAGCAUUUUGCACAGUGACUUUGUGAGCGUGAGUGUGUAUGAGUGGGUGUGAGGAUGUCUUGUAUGUUGUUGCCUAUGAGGGCCUGAGUGAGGGGGUGUGAAGUUGCAUUGUUGUGUGUGUCCUCAUGUUUUCUUAGAAGCCAUGAAGGGAUGUUAAGAAAUUGGAUAUUAGGAAAAACUUUCUCACUAGGAGGGUGGUGAAGCACUGAAACAGGUUACCUAGAGAGGUGGUGGAAUCUCCAUAUUUGGAGGUUUUUAAGGCCCAGCUUGAUCUAGUUGGGGUGGUCCUGCUUUGAGCAGGGGGUUGGACUAGAUGUGACCUCCUGAGGUCCCUUCCAACACUAAUUUCCUAUGAUUCUUUGGGAGGGGGAAAGGGGGAGGGUAGCAGUAGGAGAGGGGUCGUGUGGACUUCUGUCAUACUGGGACUUACUGAAAUGAAUUACAAGGAGAAAAGCGUAACACAGGAAAAGGAGACAGAAUCAAGCCAGAAGGCAGAUGAGCUUCAAGCAAGGGUGAUUUACCUGACAGAGUGAGGCCUCUGAAUUGGAAGAAAAUCUGUCCUUACUGAAAGGUGUCUGUGAGGUUAGAGCAUGACCGAGAGACCAAAGAACACCUCCUCAAAGCAUCACCACAACUGGCUGUAGCUCAUGCUCUUAUGGCCACCUCAACAGAGAGACCAAGGAUCAAGCAAGCCAUGGAGGUGCACACAGAGCUGAGACUGGAGCUGGGCCAGGGGAAAUCUGCCCAGCAGCUGCCUUUGCAGUCCUUGCUCAAUCUCCAGCACACCAGAGCCAACUCCUUUGACUAGCACUUUAAAUAGACAACACAGCAGCACCUGAAUCUUUCUAAAGAGUAUUAGCAGUGUGAUCUAAUGGACUGAGUACUGGCCUGGGACUCAAAAGACAUUUUGGAUUUAUUCCCAGCCCAUCUUGUGACCUUGGGCAUAACAGAUCCCGCAUCUGUGUCUCAGUUUCCCCAUCUUUAAAACAGUGAUAAUGCUACUGACCUCCUUAGUAAAGCACUUUUGGAUUUAUGGAUGAAGAGUGCUGUAUAAGAGCAGGGUAUUACUGUUAUUAAUAUUUAACAUGGAAUGAUAUCUUAUGUGUCAUCUAUAUAAAUAUACUCACAGAACAAACUCACUUGAUCCAUGGGGAAUAAACUAUCAUAAAAGCCA